AUGGACCUGUCUGUAAUUUCCAUAGAUGAUAAGUAUAUUGUGGAAGAUGAAAGUGUACCAGUACCUAUUGAUAGAAUCCUGUUACCUAUAAGAACGUUACCAGACCUUGAGUUUCCAGAUAAUUUAAAAUCCCAUACUGAAUAUAAUCGUAAUUUAGUACGCGAAAAGAAUAAAUUGAUUCAAUUACCCUGUCAACCUAAUGUGGUUACAUUGUUUGAAAACUACAUUAGAUAUUUAGCAAGAAAGAACUUUAGUGAUAAUAAAACAACAAAAAGAGAAAGUCAACCUGAAGUACUUAACAAAGAACAACUAGAAAUACGUUACACACUUUGCGUUGAAACAUUAGAUGGUGUGAGGAUUUGUUUUAACACUUUCUUAUUUGAAAUGUUGUUAGUUAACAAAGACGAACAAGCCCAAUACCACGAAGCAUUAAAAAUGACUCUCCAACCACCUCAAAACAAUAUUAUUUCACAAAAUGGUGAACAAGACUAUGAUAAUGUACCAAAUUACGAAGAAUUGGAAAGCAACGAUAACAAAAAUAAUGUUAAAGCUAAACGGGGAAACACACACAAACCAACCAGUCAAUAUGCUAGUUCUGAUAUCAGUUUAACAAAAUCUCAUUGUUCAAAAACUGUAAAAGAUACAUUUGAAAAAGCCUGUGAUGAGUAUGUAUUAAAAGCAGAUUCUUGGAAAGCCGUCCCUGACAGUACAUAUGAUGAAGAAAUAAAACAGCCAGCUGUUGUAUACGGUGUAUACCAUCUUUUAAGGCUUUUGGAAAAUUUGCCAAAAAUAUUGGCACGCACUAAAAUAGACGAUGAAAGACUUUCAGUUGUGUAUUCAUACUGUAACGGACUACUGAAGUACCUCUCAACUCAAACGUAUUUGUUUGAAAAACAAGAUGGAUGAUACAGAAAAAUCAAGUGCUCCUAUUGGAAAUUACAUAAACCAUAAGAAUAUUUAAGUUUUUUCAAGGGACCCUUAUAUACAAAUAAAUAUAAAUGUUCAUAGAGUGGGUACAUUAAAUAACUGUAAAUUAUUUAUGAACAUUAUAAGUUAAUAUACAUUAACUUAUCUUUUUACUAGUACAUACAAUUAAGAAUUUAAAAAACUUUUUCUAUUGUUUACGCACAAGAAUUUUUUUUAUAAUAGAGUAUCAAAUGCCUUUUUAUAACAAAUUAAUAAAAUAAUUGUAUUAGUUUGAAAAUUAAAUCUAAUUUAAAUUGUGUGAUAACUGAUGAGUAUUCAGUAUUCUUAAACUUAACUAAUUAAAUGUUCUAUGUGACUAUUGACUAUGUACCUUUAGAAUUUUUUUACCAUGAAGCCCAUAGCCUUCUAAUCGUCUUUGCGUCAACUUUUGCACCAACAUUUUCCAACAUCACUAUUGAUUUUACUAUAAGUUGAGCUAAUAAUACAAUACCUAUAAUAGAAAUAGAGAGAUACAAUGUAUUACAAUAUGAUACAUAAUAUUAUGUGAUAUUUUUGUUUAAACCAACUAAAAACUACACAUAUCAAAAUCACUCAUUAUUCUCAAAAUAGU
This is a messenger RNA of Acyrthosiphon pisum (pea aphid), 1537 nucleotides long. RefSeq names its product male-specific lethal 3 homolog. Gene Ontology annotation, biological process: regulation of DNA-templated transcription; chromatin organization. The transcript has 8 exons. Gene Ontology annotation, cellular component: nucleus; NuA4 histone acetyltransferase complex; MSL complex. The coding region runs from base 1 to 906 and encodes 301 amino acids. The record is from RefSeq and is a predicted model, not a curated record. Lineage: Eukaryota; Metazoa; Arthropoda; Insecta; Hemiptera; Aphididae.